This is a messenger RNA of Ahaetulla prasina, 5839 nucleotides long. RefSeq names its product major facilitator superfamily domain containing 6 like (gene MFSD6L). NCBI's taxonomy places the organism in Eukaryota, Metazoa, Chordata, Lepidosauria, Squamata, Colubridae. The coding region runs from base 1 to 1170 and encodes 389 amino acids. The transcript has a single exon. Gene Ontology annotation, cellular component: membrane. The record is from RefSeq and is a predicted model, not a curated record.
AUGCUUCAUUUACCUGUUACAGAGAUACCUUAUGUACUGAAAAAUCUAUCAGGGCGCAGAGAAAGAGCACAAGAUAUAAGCUCUCCGUUACUUCAGGGUACUGACUUCUUGGACAGUGAGCAUCAGGUCUUCCUUAUGGUGUUAGGUGCUGUUGUCCUUUGGGAGCUGCUGGCCGGGCCACUUGAGUGGAUGGUUGACGACAGUCUCUAUGAAUACCUUGACUUUGUGGAUGCUGCUGACAGAUAUGAGAACCUUUGGAUCUGGAGCUACUUAGGAGCAUCUCUGGGUGUCUGCAGCACCGCAAUAUUUGUAGAUCAACUGAGUUGCUUUUUGAAUACUAAUAUUCCACGUUUUGCAGUGCAUUUCUAUGGCUAUGCCUUGUUCAUGACACUGACGUUACUUGUCAGUACCUUCUUUCCCAUUUAUGUUUCAGAAAAAAACGAACAUGUCAAUAAAACAGUCAAAGCUUUGAACCUCAUUGGGAGUGACGGUCGAACCAUCCUGUGUGCUGUCACCAUCUUCCUCACAGGAGCUAUUGGGUCAACUGUGCAGAACUUUCUUUUCUGGCAAAUGCAAGACCAAGGCAGUCAUGAAUUAUUCAUGGGCCUCUCGGUGACUAUUGGACUAAUUGCUGAAAUCCUGCUCUAUAUCUUCAAAAGCAAACUGCUAAAGGCUCUCUCUGUUGGUGGCACAGUUGCCUUGGGAUUAAGUUGCCUGGCAGCACAACUGCUCUACUAUUCUUUCCUCUGGAAUUCCUGGGCUGUGCUGCCAAUCCAGGUCUUCUGCGCUUUUAGCAAUGGUUCGUUAUGGUGGGCAGUGAACAUGCUGACAGACGACGUUGCUACUCCUGGCACAGAAAGGUCUCUGCACUUGGUCCUUCAAGGCCUCUCUCAUGGAUGUGGAGCCAGUUUAGGCAGCUUUGCAGGAGGGUUUGUUGUGAACAGCUUUGGUUUAGCAAUGCUCUACAGAGCAUGUUCCAUUACCUUAAUAUUAUGGCUAGUUUUGUUCUUGGUUGUUCAAUCUAAAUUACCACGACAGAAAAGGAUUAAUUAUUCCCGUCUCUUAGCUGCAGAUUCUAGUGAUAUGAGUGAUUCUGAUUAUGAUGAAGAGAAAGAAAGAGACUGGCUUGUAAAAGCUAUGAAAGAUGACAGCUUUGCUAGGAAUUGGUAACUGAUACUGGAUUUCAAUGGUCACUUCAUCAGAAAGUAGACUACAGAGAGUUAGGAUGAAGUUUUUAGAAAUAAUCCAUACCGGAUCUGUAAGAAUGUAUUCUAUUGGCAGUCAAUUUUAUGAUGUACAUAUUUGCUCAGGAAAUUAUUAUAAAGAUUUUAUAAAGAUUUUAUUUUCUUAAGAUUAAUUUAUUGUACAUACAGUAUUUAUAGCAAGUCUGCUUUUCUAAAAUAUUUAUUUUCAAAACUAGGGAAAGGGGGCUUUCAACAGAAAUACUGUUGAUUUUUUUUUCUUUAUGAGAAUUGGCUUUAUGGAGACUGAUCAUUUUUUAAAACAGAAUUCUUGCGUAAAAUGCUUCCCUUCUUACUUUUAAUCACAAUUAGUUACUUUAAAAAUGUUCUGCUUGCUUUUCUUUUUUAAAAUUAAAGGUCAUUACAGAUAUUUCAGUAUUUUGAAAACUGAGCUGAAAUUCUAGGACACUAAUUCUUUUGAAUGGUAUUUUUCUUAAAUCUACAAAAUACAUUUGAUCUAAUUUUUAAAAUGUUCAUAUAUAAAAUAUUUUUCCCCAAUAGUUGAAAUAUGACCAUAAAACCCUCACAAACUAUACAUUAGGGGUUAUAAAUUAGAAUGGUCACUUAUUUCCUGUCCAAAUGGAAGACAAACAUGCAUAGCAUUUGCACAUGGAAAUUUAUAUUUAUAUAUUGUAAAUCUAGGGAUAAAUGGAAAUAUAAUAUAUCUCACCAUAAUGAAGGAGCCUGGUACUUAGGUGUUGAUGAUUUUAUCUGCUACUUUCCCUUUUUGUUGUCUUUUAAACCAGAUUUGGCCUUCAAAUAGGAGAUUCUUCUCUAUAAAAUGUGGUCACACAAGCAGUUUACACAUGGCUUUAACGUUCUAUCUUGCAUUAAUAAUAUUUAGAAAAUUCUCAUGUUUCUAUACCACCUUCAGGAUAUAUGGAAAAGAUUAUUUUGGUUUUUUUUCUGUAUGUUUUAUUAUUCCAGUAUAAAAUAGGAUCUUUUGUAAGUAUCAGAGAGUUUAUCUAAAUACACAGCUGUAAUACAAUCUGGUUUAAGAGAUUUCUUUGUUCAGAACAAAAAGGCAAUAAUAAUAAACUGCUUUGAGGGCUAGUCUCACAGUAAAGCACCUGAUUCCCAACAAGCUGUUUAUUUAGAAAAUGCACUAACAAUAAUUGCCUUUGUAUGUACAAUUACUGAAGAAUUGAUUAAAGUUUCAAAAGAAUGUUGUAAGAAUCAUGGAAAAAAUAAUAUUUCCAAUUUCAUGGUAGAAAUAAAUUCACAUGCAAUCUCCACAAGUUUUUCUCCCAUUUUGCAGUUAAUAUUAAGUAUCAGCUCACUCUAUUUUUCCAAUAAAAACUGUUGCUGCUAACAAGUUGCCUUUUCAUUGGAAGAAGUUUGGCUUCUCAUUACCACAACAAAAUAAAAAUCCAUCCAUAGAUGUUGGGAAUGGAAAUUGCUUGGGUGAUUUUAUAGAUAUUGUUAUUGUUUUAUUUAAAAUCUUGCAAAUUUAGCAAAGGAAUGUAACUUGGGAGAUUAGAAAUAAAUACAGGAGUUUCAUUUUUGGAAUCUGCAAAAAUUUACAGAAUUUACAGAAUUUAAACUAAUCAAUCUACAGACAUAGGUCUACCUCCUUUUGCCAUUUUUUUAAAUAAAGUGCUUAUGAUUUCAAAGCAAUUUUAAAUAAGUGUUUGUGUGCAUGGUACGCAUAAAUAUUGCAUACUUAUACUUAGCUAAGAAAAUUGUAUUAGUGCAUUCUAUAUUUAUAAAUUAAUAGUUUCCCAUUUCUGGUAAGUACAAGGAAUGUACCUUCUUUCCAUUUAUUAUAAAAACUGAUUAUUGGUAUAAAAAUGAGAAAAAAGAAUUGAUUUGCCAUACAAUAUUAUGUUUUCAGUUCAUCAAAGGACAAUAUAAUAAUUGGGUGAGGGGAGGAGACAUAAUUUAUAUUUAUCGUAAGAAAUAGAUCACAUUCCAGGUUGCCAAUUAAGAGUUAUCUCUGUUUCAGAUUUACUUUGUAAAUAGUAAACUUGUACAAUGGAUUUAUUCUAUUGACAGAGUUGUUUUGAACUUUUAUUUAGUCAACUAUUAUUGUAAUAUUGCCUUUCCCAAAAAUCAGAGUCAAAAUAUGUAACAGUAUUUUCCAUUAAAUAUAUUUGGAUUCCCAAUUGUUACUUAAUUAUCAAAUUACUUGUUAGUAUCAUCAGAGAGUCAAAGAAAUGAAUUUAUAUGCACUCCCAUGCCGUAUAUCCAUGUGAAUGAAAUUAUACUACUAUACUUCUAAGACUCUCAUCACUGGAGGUCUGAAUGCUGGUGCUGGGAAAAGAGAUACAGGUAAUCCUCAAUUUAUGACCACAAUUGAACCCAAAAUUUAUGUUGCUAAACAAAGGAGAUGUUAAGUAAGUUUUUCCUCAUUUCUUGCCACAGUUGUUAAAUUAAUCACUGGAGUUGUUUAAGUUAAUAACACAGUAGUUAAGUGAAUUUGGCUUCCCCACUGAUCCUUUUUAUAACUUGGCACCAUAUUUUUUGAACAUUACACCCCCUUCACAGGCAAAGUAUUCACAAUGUGAACUUUGAAGGAGUGUUUCAUUGAUGAUGUUUCAUUUGACAAGCACCCCUUUGAAUAUGCUUGUCAAACAACGCUCCACUGUAUUGUAUUUCUUUUGUGUUGCUUUAGGGUCUUUAGCAUUUCUAGCAGGUAAAAUAUCUGUGCCUAUUUCCAUUCCAGAUUAGACACUUUCAUGCAUGCAGAGAGUUCUCUUGGCUAUAGAACUGCUGUUCUAUUCUCUAAGUCUUGAGGUGACACAAAGUACCUUUUCAUGCAGAAUUGCAUCACCACCUCAACAAACUGUAUCACCUCCAUAGCAUAGGAAGCAUCUUAUUUAAGUAAAGCACUGGUCCAAGAGAGAGUGAGAGAGGGGAGCGGGAUUGACAUUCCAACCUGAUUCUGCAUAAUUGCAUCAAUUUUUGUGUAAAACAAAGCAAUCUCAUAAUGUGCCAUAAGAUUGCUAGUCAUGCCAAUAGCAGACAUUCAGCAUUGCUUGCCAAGAACUGAUAAUAAACAUAAACUGCUUGACUGACAAACAUUAUUUGAAACAUUUUUAUGUAAUUUGCAGACAAAUCUCACAAGAUCCAGUAACCUAAGGCUUUUCUUUGUAUAUAAAGCCAUCAUUCCAUGUAUAUAAAUAAAUCCAUUUAUUUAUAAAUAAUAAAAUAGAUCCAUUUUUCUGCUUAAAAGGAGAGUAUUACUUUACACUGAUCCCAACCUUUGUGAUGAAGUAUAAGCUUUUAACUGCAUAUUUUUCCCAAUUCUGCUUUUAACAAAUAGGUCACAUUCUCUUUUUCUAUGGAGCGGGUGACAGCAACAAUAUUAUUGGUUCUCCUUCUUCACUUCCUCUUCCAACAUCGUCCGUAAUUAUGUUGAAUUUUAAAACAGGGUUUUUCAAUGAAUGACUUUGUUGAUUAAAGCUAUAAUCAGGAUGCAACUAUGAAAUGGUGGAUCCAAUAUCCCUUUAAGCUGUUUUUCUGCUAGUUCUACUUACUAUUUCUUAACUGAUGGUAAGAGAGUGGUUAAUCAGGCAAUUCCCACCUGGUUCUCAUAAGGUUAAAAAUCUGAAAUUUUAUUAAAAAUAUAUCCUUUUUGCUCACAGGAGCUUCUGUUUCUAAAAAAGUGAUUCAUAUUUUUAUCCUUUGCCUAUUUUUUUAUUUAAAUACUCAUUAUUGUCUUUCCUAUUCACAAUGGGGUUAUAAAUAUAAGAUGACACAAUGUUGAAAAUUCUAGGCAAUGCUUCAUUCAAUAAAUGAGUCAUUUUCAUAGCUUGGAACAUAUUUUCGUUUUAUGUAUAUAGUACAGAUGCAAUGCCAUCUUAAUUGCAUAAUAAUUACAUAAUUACAGUACAUAAUUUCUUUACAUAAUUACAACAAUCCCUUAAUUAGGAAACUUUGCAGAGCAUGUUUUCCAGAAUUCUUUCCAACCCUUUGUGAUUAAGAGGGAUCAGGGAGGAGUAUUUAUACCAGAAGAGUUAAUGGUAUUCUUAAUGGUAUUUAGCCUUACUGCCACUCCCAUAGGGAAGUAUUGGGAAAAAUUUAGGUGGAAUAGUUCCUAUUUGGAUAUGAUUUUUAUUUCGCUGGCUUCUCCCUCCAAAGCAUACAUCUUCAGUUUUUGGAGGAUUGUUCUAAUUUUGGAUAGAUCAAAUUCAGAGUCCGUUAGCCUGUCAAUAGUACCAACUCCCAGUUUCAAUAGCUGAUUGUUGUUUUUCAGCAAAACAUCUUUGGUAUAACCUUUUGUUUUGGAGGUAGGUUUAUUUGCUUGUUUGUUUGUUUGUUUAGUUCAAAAAGCUUUAUUGAGGUCUUUGACCUGUCUUGACAAUAAAAGAGUACAGUAAAAAGAGUAAUAGCUUAAUACAGCAGCUAGUUAUUAAAAUAAUGAUAGGGCAAUAAAACAGCGUAUCUAAUUAAAUUUUUUGCACAGUUGUGUAACUUGGUGAAAAUAUUUGGCCAUCUGAUAUAUGAGUAUAGGGUUAGUGUCCCUUAAAAAAUAAUAAACAUAAAAUUUAUCUGCAUGGCUCUCAUAUUGGAAUGAUUGGGGCAAUCAGAGGACACCUUGGGGCAUCAUAGAAAGAGCAAUAGAUGAGAACUAUUCUCAAGGUUUUUUUUAUUCA